Molecule: messenger RNA, 2361 nt
Organism: Cuculus canorus (common cuckoo)
Lineage: Eukaryota; Metazoa; Chordata; Aves; Cuculiformes; Cuculidae
Gene: LARP7
Product: La ribonucleoprotein 7, transcriptional regulator
Exons: 13
Coding region: 235-2016 (593 amino acids)
Biological process (GO): RNA processing
Cellular component (GO): nucleus
Molecular function (GO): mRNA binding
Source: RefSeq, a predicted model, not a curated record
UGGUCCACCCCACACACACAGUUUGCCGCCGUCGCGCGUGCGCGGCCGCCGGCGGGGCUUUAUUUUCUGCCUCGCCUCAGAGGCGCCGCGAUUGAGGAGGACGGCAGCGACAGCGCGCGCGACCGAGAGUCAGGGUGGCGGUGCCAAACGGCGCCUGAGCGCUUGUGUGUCUUGUCCUCCCCCUUCUUCUCCCCCCUCGGUGCGUUCUCUGAGGCGACGCCGCCCGGCGGCAGAAUGACAGGAAUGGAGACUGAAACUUCAAGAGACAAAGCUGUGGAAGAAGAAAGUACUGAACAGAAAAAGGAAAGAGAGAAAAAGAAGAGGUCAAGGGUUAAACAGGUGCUGGCAGAUAUAGCGAAACAAGUGGAUUUCUGGUUUGGUGACGUGAAUCUCCACAAAGAUAAAUUUCUUCGCGAACAAAUAGAGAAGUCCAGAGAUGGGUAUGUUGACAUAUCACUUCUUGUUUCUUUCAACAAGAUGAAAAAGUUGACUACUGAUGGAAAAUUGAUAGCUCGAGCAGUCAAGAGUUCAUCUGUUGUCGAGCUGGAUUUAGAAGGAACUAGGAUCAGAAGACGCCAGCCACUGGGUGAACAACCAAAGGAUGUGGACAGUCGAACAGUCUACGUGGAACUGCUUCCCAAAAAUGUCAAUCACAGUUGGAUUGAGCGGGUGUUUGGGAAGUGUGGCAAUGUAGUUUACGUCAGUAUACCCCGAUAUAGAAGUUCUGGUGAUCCAAAGGGAUUUGCUUUUGUUGAAUUUGAAACUAAGGAGCAAGCAGAGAAAGCUAUUGAGUUUUUGAAUAAUCCACCAGAAGAAGCACCUCGGAAACCUGGUAUUUUCCCCAAAACAGUAAAGAAUAAGCCUGUUCCUGCACUGAAUACAAGUAGCAGCACUGUAGUAGAGGAAAAGAAAAAAAAGAAAAAAAAGAAAUCCAAAAUCAAGAAAGAGAGCCAUGUACAGGCAGCUGUAGAGACAAAGGAAUCAAAUAUGAACACUACGACAGAGCAAGUACCCAAGUCAAAAAGACAUAGGAAUUCAUCGGAGUGUUCAGAAAUGGAGGCAACUGAGACGCACAGGCAGCCAUCAAAGAAAGAGAAAAGAAAAUGGGACCGGACAGAAAGCUCAGAGGUACCUUGGGAAAGCAGACCAGGGAAGAGAAGAAGAACCAGCUCUGGAGAUGGCGAGACAUCAACUCCGAAAGUCAAGAAAACUGUUCAGAAGGAUGAAGUUUAUCCAGUAAAAGAAGAAACAACAGAAGCUCUGAAAGACUCCAAUGACGUUUCUGUAGAAGAUGACAAAGAAAAAAAAGACACGUCCCUUUCAAAAUCCAAAAGGAAACAUAAGAAAAAACACAAAGAAAGACACAAAAUGGGUGAAGAAGUCAUUCCACUCAGAGUGCUUUCCAAGACCGAAUGGAUGGAUCUGAAACAAGAAUAUCUGGCCCUUCAAAAAGCCAGUAUGGCCUCCUUGAAAAAAGCAAUGUCUCAAAUCAAACCUGAACCUGUGGGACAGAUGGAAACAGAAUCUUGUGCACAGAAAAACCCUCCGUCUGAAAAUGACAAAUCCACCAGGGCGGACUCUGCCCCUCCUGCCAAGGCGAACACAAUGGGGCCCCAGUUCGUCAGUGGAGUAAUUGUGAAGAUCAUUAGCACAGAGCCCCUGCCGGGCAGGAAGCAGAUCAAGGAUGCUCUCACAGUGCUGGCUGAUGUUGCCUAUGUUGACAUGCUGGAGGGAGACACGGAAUGCCAUGUCCGGUUUAAAACUCCUGAGGAUGCGCAGAUUGUCGUGAAAUCACACAAAGAAAUACAAAUCAAAAACAACUGGAAAUUCGAAGUUCUUACUGGUGACCAUGAGCAACGUUACUGGCAGAAGAUUUUAGUGGACAGACAAGCUAAACUAAACCAGCCUCGAGAGAAGAAGCGAGGCACUGAGAAGUUGAUUGCUAAAGCUGAAAGAAUGAGACUUGAAAAGACUCAACAAACAAGUAAACAUAUUCGCUUCACUGAAGAGAACUAACCAAGACUGAUCACAGCCCUGAGAGUGAACUAGGUAUUAAAAAUAAAGCAUCUGAAAACAGACCCCACAAACACCACCGCUUACAGCAACUCCAGCUGGCAUCAAACCCCAGUCCGCUUGAUCCAUAAGUCUGCAGAUUGCAAGUAUGAAGAUUGUUCUGAAUCCCAUUUUUAAAUAGGUUGAAUGUUUACUGCUUCUGAGCCUUUAGGUAAAGCUUUCGGAAAAAAAAUGUAUUGAGAGAUACUGCUUUGGUUCACUUCUGUUUUUUUGGUUUUGUACGUUGAAGUUUUCUACACUAGGUUAUGAAAUAAAAUCAAUGCUUAAGAAAUUUCUGGUUGUGCAUCU